This is a messenger RNA of Venustampulla echinocandica, 735 nucleotides long. RefSeq lists its product as uncharacterized. Lineage: Eukaryota; Fungi; Ascomycota; Leotiomycetes; Helotiales; Pleuroascaceae. The transcript has 3 exons. The record is from RefSeq and is a predicted model, not a curated record. The coding region runs from base 1 to 735 and encodes 244 amino acids.
AUGCAUCUCGUACUAACCGGCGCAACGGGUCUCGUGGGCUCUGCCGUCCUGCACCACAUGCUCAACGCGCCAUCAAUCCACAAAGUUACUAUUCUCUCGCGGCGGCCAGUCGCCCAGGCUACAGGCCACGAGAAGGUAAAUGUUAUAAUCCAUAGAGACUUCGCCAACUACGCGAGCUCGGUGUUAGAUCAAGUCAAAGAUGCGGAUGGUGUGGUAUGGGCACAAGGAAUCAGCCAGACGAAAGUUUCGAAGGAAGCCUACGAAGAGAUAACAUACACCUAUCCCCUCGCAUUCGCCCGCGCCCUCGCAGAAACCACCUCACCUAAGCCCCUCAACUUCGUCUACGUCUCCGGCGAGGGAGCAACCACAACGCCCUCGUCGCUCACCCCGCGUUUUGGCAUCGUUAAAGGCCGCGCAGAAAAGGACCUGCUUGCGCUUUCUAAGGAUCCCGAACAUCAGAAUCUGAGACCAUAUAGUUUGCGUCCAGCAGGCGUAGAUCCUGGUCACCAUCAGGAGAUUCAUGAGUUUUUGCCAGAGAAAAAUGUUUUGGAAAAGGUCAUGUUUGGUCCGGUAUUAUCUGUUCUAAGGAGUGUUGCGAAUGGGUUCACGAGUCCUACGAGGGAGUUGGGGAAGGUGCUGACAGACUUGGCGGCUGGGGAUGGGGCACCGAUUGAGGGCACGGGUGUGGUUGAGGAGGGGAGGACGGUUACGAAUCUAUCAGGAAAUAUUUCUUAG